CACUCCCUUUUCACUAGUUAUCUUAAGAACAGUGAAUCUUUUGGAUAAUUCAUUAGAAACUCGUAACCAAGAACAACAUUGCACAUAGACUAAAUGAUCUAAAAUUAUAGACACCGCCUACACGGGCGAUUAUUCGAAGCGGUCACAUUUUCCCUUUACACCACUGUUUAUCUCCCAGGGCACUUGCUCUCAUUAUUAUACCUUUCAUUACAAAUACCUUUCUUUACCUGCCUGGAGCUUCUUAGAUUCAAAAUGUUUUACUUUCUGCCGAAUAUUCUCUCUUAUUGCAAUUUAAAAAAUGAUUUCAAUUCAACGAAAGAAACGAAUCAUCACAUGCGUAUUUAUAUAUGAAAAUGUAAUCUUCAGAUCCAGUGAUACUGAGGUAAAUAGCAGUACUUACCAAGAAUACCAUCAAAAGCUGGAAUCAAAAUGAAAUUUACUUGUGAAAAAAAUUCUGUGAUUGUCCAUUCCUUACUUUGUGUCUUUGGAAUUGGCUCUUGGAUUGCCAUUAAUGGUAUCUGGGUUGAGUUACCAAUUCUUGUACAGAAUUUACCUGAGAAAUGGGAUCUUCCUUCAUAUCUGUCUGUUGUCAUCCAACUUGCAAAUAUUGGUCCAAUAACUUACACCCUUAUCAGUGUGUUUCUGCCAAAUAUUCUUAAUGAAAAGAAAGUCAUAUUGACUCUUCUUAUUAUUGGCUCUUCAGCGUGUAUGCUGUUAUCAUUCUUUUGGGAUAAGGUUACAAUCAUUGCUGGAAGACAACACAGCUCUGCUUUGCUUUUACUAGAAUUUUUUCUUGCUCUGGUUGACUGUACUUCAUCAGUUGCUUUUUUCCCAUUUGUUGCCAACUUUCAAGAAAAAUAUUUGAUUAGUUAUUUCAUUGGGGAAGGCUUAAGUGGCCUUUUACCCAGCUUUGUUGCUUUGGGGCAGGGUGCUAAAAAUAUAGAAUGUAGGAACAUUUCCACAACUGAUGUUGACAACAUUACAACAUACAAAUUAUAUCCUCAAUUGAUGCCACCUCACUUUCCUGUUAGGGAUUUCUUUCUCUUUCUCUUCACCAUGAUGCUACUGUCUGGAAUCUCGUUCACAUUACUAAAUACUCUUUCAAUUUGUAAGAAUGAAAUGGUAAUUAACGAGAAAACCUUCGUACGCAAAGACUCUAAAAUGACUCCAUCUCAAAGUCAACAGACCACGACUGUAGAGCUGAAUGACAGGGAUGCUUUUGUUUCACCUUGUGACUGCAGUGAAAUUGGUGCUUCUGGGGAAUCAGUGGAUCAUCUUUAUAGAGGUACCAACGACAGAAGUGAAAAUUCUGAUGAUGGAAAUAAUGACUUAGUUUGUAGUCGCACCAAGCAUAUUUCUCUCUCACUCUUCAUCUAUCUUAUAUUUCUAACAACAUUACUGAAUGCCCUCUCAAAUGGUGUUCUUCCUGCCAUACAGUCAUAUGCUUGUCUGCCCUAUGGUAACUAUCCUUAUUUUUUGUCUGUGUUGCUGAACAUCAUGGCAAAUCCAAUUACUUGUUUUGUGGCAUAUUUCUUACCCAGCACCAACGUAAUUGCUUUUUCCAUUACGACCUUAUUGGGUUUGAUCUUUGCCUCAUAUGAACUAACUUUGGCUGUUUUAAGUCCAAACCCAUUUUUUAAGAAUGAAAGUUCUGGACCUGUUAUAUUGGUUGUAUCAUGGAGCCUUGUUGCAAUAUUUAUAACCUACUCAAAACUAUCCAUUGCAACAAUCUUUCGCAGACAAGGCAGGAAAGGUAUGUAUUGGUAUGGUGCUGUAUCUCAAGCAGGUUCAGCUGUAGGUUCUAUAAUAAUGUUUAUUUUAGUGAAUGUUUUACAUCUGUUUACCUCUGCUGAUGCAUGUGCUAACUAGUUCAAUGUUUUUUUUUUUUUUGUGAAAAUAGUUGGGCUCCAUUCACACUCUUAUCAAAUUUAUAAAUAUAUAUUGAACUAUUUUUCCAAUAAUCAGCUGAAAUUGUUAAUAGUAUUUUUUUUUAAUUUGGCAAAAAUGUUUCUGAAUCAGCCUUCUAAAUAUAAAAUAUAAAGAUGAAAAAGAAUUCAGGACUGUGCACCAAUUUUAUAAAAAAUGGAAUCACAGACAUGAAGCUAAUGAUUAUAAUAUUUUUACCAAUUGCAACUGGUAUUUUUUGAGUAUUUUCCCAUCAAUUCAUAUCAUAUUUAUUUUUUUUCAUUUUUUGAAAAUAAUUCUUCAUUGUUUCGGAAUACAUUUUUAAAGCCCAGAACAGCAAUGAACAUGUCUUAUAUUGAAGAACAGCUUUCCUAUAGUAUCAUACAGACAUAAAUUACUAUUUUAUUGUGCAACAACCCAUAAUAGAAUAUUCUUUACAUCUGCGAUUGAGACAUACUUCAUUUCAUUUCUCGUCCAUAGAGACAAUAACAUAAUUGAGACUGACCAAAUUGUAGCUGAGGUUGAGAAUGAUAAAUUUGAGUGGGGAAAACUAUACAUUCAUUGGAAGGUAUUAGAGAUUAUGCAUUCGUUGGUGGUCGUUCAAGGUGGGUGGGUGGGGGGAGGCUGUUGUGUCCAGUGUUGAUUAUUUAGUUUUAUUAUGGUUUUAGUCUAGAAAAGUGGUUCUCAACUAGGCUCCAUGUAAAUUUUAUUUCAAUUUAUCUUCAAUAAAUUGGUUUUACUUAAAAAAAUAUUUCAAUGAUUUUUUUUAUACAUUUCCUUAUAAUAAUUCUAAAAAUAUAAUAGGAUUUUUUAAAGGAUCGAAUGGCUUUGAGGGUCCACCUAACUAAAAUAGGAAUCAAAGGGGUCCAUGGUAAAAAAAAUGGAUGAGACCCACUGGUCUAGAAGGUGGGGUCUUACCCUUGACUUUCACCAGUCAAAUUCAUGUUUAGCUUCAACGAUUGCAAAGGAGGGGAGGGUGUGGCUGAUGACAUUAUGGGGAGAUAGGACUAAGACAUGGUUGCAGUUGAAUACUGACGAUAUGAAUUGAAUUGCUGUAGUAAGAAGACUAGAAGGAGGAGAGUGAGGAGAGUGUAUGCCUGUGACACAGCAGUUGGAGUUUGUUAUCAAUCAGGCAUGUGAUAUAGAAGCCAUGUCAUCUCAAAUAUGGAAAGUGUAUUCUAUUGUAGCUUCUGCUUGAGCUUUGUAGAGAAUCAGCAGCUGUUUUAGGGCUGAAAUAUUUUGUGGUUCCAAUAGAGAGGAAGGUUAUUUUUUGGGGGCUAUGGGUUUUGCUAUGAAUAUGAGAUCAAUAAUUGCAAGAUCUAAGUUUGAUGUAUAGAUGACCUUUGUAUAUUACGGAUUAAGGGAGAAGUGAAGAGUUGUAUCCUCUACACGAACCAAAUAGGUUACAGGUGGAAAGGAGAAAGAAUAUGGUUGAUAUAACAGAACCUUGGAAUAUAUCACAGUUGAUGGUGUGUGGAUGAGAGAGAGAGUUCUGCUUACAAAGAAAACUGCCAUUUCCUCAAAUAAAAGAAACAAAUAUUUAACUUAAAAUGUCCCAAUCCUCUUUAAAAGCAGAUUUAAUGAAAAAAAAUCUUUUGCUCAUAUAAUUUUAGUUCACUAUAUUUUAAAUAUAUUAACAAAGUGGACAACAAACUCUACAAAUGGACAUUGUAUCAUAAAUCUUCAGUUAUUGGUUAAAUUGUAGAAUCUUUUUUUUUUUUCAAACAAGAUGAUAUUUUUAGGUUUGUUGUUAAAUUUGUUCUCAUUUUGUUUCAUUUGAUCAUUUUUAUUGCUGUUAUAUAUUUUAGGGUUGAAUGUUUUAAAAAAAUUGGGUUAGUUUUCGGAAAAACUACAAGAUCUGAUGAAUGAAUGACUUGAAAUUAUUUUUGUAAUUAAUUUUAUCAAUUUUGUUAAAUUUUUUUUUUUCAUUUGUGAGUCAAAUAAAUAAAUAUGGAAAAUUAAAA
Molecule: messenger RNA, 3869 nt
Organism: Octopus bimaculoides (California two-spot octopus)
Lineage: Eukaryota; Metazoa; Mollusca; Cephalopoda; Octopoda; Octopodidae
Product: solute carrier family 52, riboflavin transporter, member 3-A
Biological process (GO): riboflavin transport
Cellular component (GO): plasma membrane
Molecular function (GO): riboflavin transmembrane transporter activity
Source: RefSeq, a predicted model, not a curated record